Molecule: messenger RNA, 4777 nt
Organism: Amphibalanus amphitrite
Lineage: Eukaryota; Metazoa; Arthropoda; Thecostraca; Balanomorpha; Balanidae
Gene: Unr
Product: cold shock domain-containing protein E1-like
Exons: 11
Coding region: 449-3205 (918 amino acids)
Molecular function (GO): nucleic acid binding
Source: RefSeq, a predicted model, not a curated record
UGCCUGAAAUGGAUAUUCAGAAACCCAUCUCUUUGAAAUGAAAACAGCAAGAUCGAUAAUGGCGGCAUGUCAUCAUUGCUGUGCUGUAUAAGUCGCUAAAGGUUUACUGACCCAAAUAACAUCAAAGCGACGAAACAAAGAAACUUAUACGCACACAAUUACCAUCUGACACAGCAAGCAUUGAAGACAUCUGAGGAUUACAUUACUUCUUCCUGAGCAACCAGCUGUCUAUCACAAGCCUUAAACAUCCCUACUUAUCUCAGGACGGUUGUGUUUCUGAGUCACGAUAUAUUUUGUGCUACGUCAUACUCUGUCCAUCUGAUCAUAUCUGAGCGAGCUGAUUCCACGGCUGUCUUUUCGUGAUACGUGCCUUGCACCCGACUUUGGCGGCCGCGAGUGUCCGCUCCAGUUGGCACCGGCUGUCUGCACUCCUAGUUACACACUCAUCAUGUCCCACAAUCCUCAGUGGAACUCGUUCCAGCCGCCAUCCCAGCCCGGCAUGAAAUCCUACUCCAACUACCACUCGGCCAACAGUGGCUACCACGGCUCCUACCACGGCUCGUCCCACUCGCCGCCGGGACCGCGCUACGGCGGCGGCGGUGGCGGCUCGGCGCACUACGCCAGCCAGACGAGCGACUCGGGAGGCGGCGGCGGCGGCGGCGGCGGUGCCGAGUUCGACAUCGGCGUCUUCUCCGUGGGCACCUUCUCGGCCGGCGGCGGCCACAAGAACGGCUAUGGUGUCAACGGCUUCCCGGGAAAGGAGGGGAGCCCCAGCCACGCCGGCCACGGCCUCCGCGAGACGGGCAUCAUCGAGAAACUACUGCACUCGUACGGUUUCAUCCAGUGCUGCGACAGACAGGCCCGGCUGUUCUUCCACUUCAGCCAGUUCGACGGCACCAUCGAGCACCUGCGCGUCGGAGACCCUGUCGAGUUCGAGAUGACCUACGACAAGCGCACCGGCAAGCCCAUCGCCUCGUCCGUCUCCAAGAUCACACCGGAGGUGACGCCCCAGGUGCUGAGCGAGGAGCGCGUCACGGGCACGGUGACCACGGAGCUGACGGCCGGCGCGCCCGCUCAGCACGGCCGCAUCAGCUACGAGAACCGCGGCGAGUGCUUCUUCCUUCCGUACGACCAGGAGGACAUCGAGGGCAAUGUGACGCUGCGCGUCGGCGACCUGGUCAGCUUCCAGAUGGCCACCAACCCGAGAACGGGUAACCUGGCGGCGCGCUGCGUGCGUCUGGAGAACCCGGCCAACCCGAUCCACUACCAGGGUAUGGUGUGCUCGCUGCAGCCCGACGAGCGCAGCGGCUUCAUCGAGCGCGCCGACGUGGUGCGAGAGAUCGUGUUCAGCAGCGACAGCGUGCAGGGCGACCGGCCCAUCACGCUGGGUGAUGAGGUCGAGUUCACCAUCCAGACGGUCCAGGGUAAGGAGGUGGCCACCAACAUCGUCCACCUGGAGGCCGGCACCGUCGUCUUCGAGGACGUCGACCCCACCGACGUCAAGGGACAGGUGCUGAAGGCGCUGGAUGAGGUCGGAGAUACCAAUGACCCGAUGCCGGGCCGUAUUCGGUACCGUGUCAAGGACACCUCGGAGGUGCAGGAGGUGCCGUUCGGCGAGCGCGACCUCAAGGGCAGCUUCACGCUGCGCCACGGCGACUGGGUGCAGUUCAACGUGGCCACCGACCGGCGCGACAAGCUGCAGCGUGCCACCGGCGUCUCGCUGCUCGACCAGUCGUUCCUCGUCUCCGGCGAGAAGCGCGAGCACGGCGUGCUGCUCUCGGUGAAGGAGCACAGCUACGGCUUCAUCCGCUGCGUUGAGCGCGACCAGAACCUGUUCUUCCACCUGUCGGAGAUGGUGGACCCCGAGCGCGGUCUGCAGAACAAGGACGAGGUCGAGUUCACCGUGGUGCCCGACCCCAAGAUCCCCUCGCGCCAGACGGCCAUCCGCAUCCUGCGCCUGCCGCCCGGCACCGUGCGCUUCGAGACGGUGGUGCAGGCCGGUCUGACGGGCACCGUCACUCGCGAGCCCUCCUCCAAGUUCUCGCGCUCGCCGGGCCGCGCGGCGGCCGCCAAUGGCAGCGGAGACAAGUCCAACGAGACGGGUCUGAUCACGUACGAGCUGGACGGCGCCACGGCCACGGUGACGUUCAGCCACACGGCGACCGACCCGCGCCACAGCCCGCGCCACGGCGACACGGUCCGGUUCAGCCUGAUGCAGUCGCGCCGCACCAAGGAGCUGUGGGCCGCCGAGGUGGCCGUCACACAGCGCGCCGAGCGGCCCGAGAGAGCCGAGCGGGCCGAGCGGCCGGCCCGCGAGCCGCGCGACGCCGCCCUCGAGCCCGGCUCCAUCCACCAGGGAUACGUGACGGCGCUCAAAGACAGCUACGGCUUCAUCGAGACGCUGCAGCACGACAGAGAGAUCUUCUUCCACUACAGUAUGCUGCGCGGUGACCCGGAGAAGAUCCAGCUGGGUGACGAGGUACAGUACACGCUGAGCCGACCGGGCAGCCAGGGCCGCGUCUCGGCCGAGAACGUGACGCCGCUGCCGGCAGGCACGCUCUCCAAGCCAGCCGUGCUGCCCGAGGUGCUGGAUGGCAUUGUGCUGCGUCCGCUGCGCAGCUCCGACCCUGACCAGCCGCUCUACGCCGGCCUGGUGCAGGCCAACACCACAGAGGAGGUCGGCCAGGCGUACGAGUUCGGCAUCACGUCGCUGGCCAACAAGAAGGACUACCUGCAGGUGGGCGACUCGGUCACCUUCCAGGUGGAGGAGGGCGGCCAGCGCGCCACCAACAUCAAGAUCCAGCGCAAACGCUACCGCGCCACCGUCGACGCAUUCAAGAACCAGUACGGCUUCCUGUCGUACGAGCACGAGGCCGGCAAGAAGCUGUUCUUCCACGUGAGCGAGGUGAAGGACGGCGUGGCUCUGCGCGAGGGUGACGAGGUGGAGUUCUCAGUGGUGACCUCCCACCGGUCGGGCAAAUCGUCCGCCUGCCAGGUGGUGCGCAUCAGCAGCGCGGCUGAGGAGAAGAAGCGACACAACUCGUUCACGUCGCAGACGGAGCGGCCCGACCGCGUCAUCCAGCGUAUUCGCACGAUGGCGCUCAACGACCAGCGGCGGCCGCGCCAGGUACAGAUCGUGCGUCAGCCGCGCGGGCCCGACCAGGACGGCGGGCGCGGCUUCAGCGCGCGCCGUCCGGCCGCCUGAGUCGCCGCCGAGCCCCGACCGGCCGCCGCCGCCCGCCGCCUCUGCCGCCGCCGCCGCCGCCGCCGCCGCCCACUCCCACACAGCGUGCCUAGAUUCUGGUCUCAAACACAAACAGUGCUUUCCUGACUGUGAUGUUUGGGGGCGUUUGUAAGUUUGAGCAAUAUGCGAGGAUGGGCGGGCUGGGCGAGCGGGGCCGACCGAGCGCGCUGCCGGGCGUCGCCCGCGCCCCCUCUCAGUCACUGUGAGACCAGCGAGGUCGCCGCGUGGCCGGGCCGGUCCUGCCAGGCGGGACCGGCCCGGGGACCGCGCCGCACUCGACUCGCGCGCCCGCGAACUCACACGGACAGAGUGGACAGAUGAUGGACUUUGACAGACACACUGACAGUCGCAUUGACUUUUGACGCGCGCGAACUCUAUAUCCCCUCCGGCCGCGCGCCGGCGAGCCAGCGGCGCGCGGCUGUGACCGGGCCGAGGGCCGACUCCGCGCAGCCGCCGCCGCCGCCCGCCGCGCCGCCGCCGGCGGUUUAAGUUUGUAUUGUUUGUCUUCCAUGUGGCCAGCCGCGGCGCCCACAGUGCGUCGGCCAACGAGACGCCUCUCUUUUAUACGAAAUCCUCUGGUACAAGAUUCUGUGAUAUUUUGCCGUCGCCGCCGCCGCCGCCGCCGGCUGGGUGUCGGGUCAGCCGCUCGCAGCCGGGGGGCGGCGCGCGCGCGCGACCCCGGCCGACGCUCGGCACCAGUCGGCCGCCGCAGACGGACAGAGACGAACACACACACAUACACACACUCAGACACACACACAGCAGAGAGGCAGAGUAUCGCAGUCUCGGGUCCCAGGCGAGCUUAGGUUGCUGAGCGGCUGUAGCCGAUUCUGUUGCGUUGGGCAUUGCGGCCGCUGCUGAAUAAUGUCUGAAAUUCCCCGGCUCGCCGCGGCCGCCGGGCCGUACGGCGGCGAGCAGUAUGUUUUGUUGGCCGUCGGCGGCGCGGUCGGUGGCGGAGGUGACACAGCGGGACGGCUGCGUCCGACGCCGCCGACCAGCCCGCCACGGCCGGCGACGCCGCCGCGCAGCCGCGCACCACUGUGAUUACGUUGCUUCUAAUGUAGAACUUUAAAAACUAUUCCAAAGACAGAGAAGUCCGAGCCGACCGCCGUCAGCGUUUCGCUGCGCGGCGGCCGGCCGCCGGCGCGGCGCCCCGCCGGCCCGGCCACCUGUGUGCGCGUGAGCGCGCGCCCGCAACCGCCACCUGGCGCGCCCCAAUACUCGAGGGAACAAGAACAAUAUCGACACAGUCCCGGCUGCGGACGGCCGGCGGGCGGAGCCGGGCCGCCGCCGCCGCCGGCCGGCCGUCCCCCCAUCUGUAUCUCCUCUACUUCUCACUGUCGUCUGCCUAUCCAGCACGGAAAUUGGCCAGGUGCCCGCCGCCCGGCGGCAGUCGGCGUCCGGUAGGGCCGAGCCGGCCCGCCGCCAGUCGUGGCUGAGCCGUUUCGUGUCAAAGAAAAUGCAAAAAAAUGAACUGUUUGUUUGGUAAUUUGUAACCUCAAGUCUGAACGAAUAAAGCUACUAAAAUCCUCA